UGAACUUCCGAACGUCUCCUCUCUCUCUCUCUGAUCAAUGGCAGAGCGGGAGAGUCCAGUGGUUCUGAUCACCGGCUGCUCUGAGGGCGGCAUUGGAUACGCGCUUGCCCGGGAGUUUGCCUCUAGUGGCUGUCUAGUGACGGCCACUGCUCGGUCGCUAGCCUCUAUGAAAAGUUUGCAAGGAGACCAAAGGUUCCUCCUCCUUGAGCUUGACGUACUUUCUGACGACUGCAUCCGGAAGGCAGCGGAAGGCGCAAUGGAGAGGUUUGGUCGGAUUGAUAUUGUGGUCAAUAACGCCGGCAUUCACAAUGUCGCUCCCCUAGCGGAGGUCCCGAUGUCCACCUUCGAACUCAUCAUGAGCACUAAUGUGUAUGGCCCUUUGAAACUAAUUAAAGCUAUUGUACCACACAUGAUAUCUAGGAAAAAGGGAAAGAUUGUAAAUGUUGGCAGUGUAUCUGCAUUGGCUCCAGGUCCUUGGGCAGGUGCUUAUACUGCAUCCAAAGCUGCUAUUCAUGCUCUUACUGACACUCUCAGACUGGAACUCAAGCCAUUUGGCAUACAUGUCAUAAAUGUGGUGCCAGGAGCUAUUAAAUCAAACCUUGGAAAUUCCUCAUUGGCAUACUAUGACCGCAUGCCUGGGUGGAAGUUCUACAAACCAUUUGAAAAGGCUAUAAAGGCACGAGCUGAUUUCUCUCAAACGAACCGGUCAACUCCGGCGGAAGACUUUGCGAAGAAGACUGUGGCUGAUAUAUUGAAGGAGAACCCCCCUGCAUGGAUCUCUUAUGGGUAUCUGUCAACUAUUUCUGCCAUCCUUUAUCAUCUUCCAUUAUUUAUUAGGGAUUACCUUUUAAGGCUAGCAAUGAAGUGCUAAGAAGCUUAUGAAUAUCCAUUGGUUUUAUAUAAGGCAAAAUGGUAUUUUUUAUAUGUUCUAAUAAUAUGGAUUUUCAUCGUGCUUGCGAGAUCAGCACUAAAAUGUCAAACAUUGUAUGUUAUUUGUUAUUUA
This is a messenger RNA of Phalaenopsis equestris, 1003 nucleotides long. Its product is annotated as NADPH-dependent 1-acyldihydroxyacetone phosphate reductase-like. The coding region runs from base 38 to 871 and encodes 277 amino acids. NCBI's taxonomy places the organism in Eukaryota, Viridiplantae, Streptophyta, Magnoliopsida, Asparagales, Orchidaceae. The record is from RefSeq and is a predicted model, not a curated record. Gene Ontology annotation, molecular function: oxidoreductase activity. The transcript is spliced from 3 exons. Gene Ontology annotation, cellular component: endoplasmic reticulum.